Ctenocephalides felis (cat flea) is the source of this 576-nucleotide messenger RNA. Its product is annotated as farnesol dehydrogenase-like. Lineage: Eukaryota; Metazoa; Arthropoda; Insecta; Siphonaptera; Pulicidae. The record is from RefSeq and is a predicted model, not a curated record. The transcript is spliced from 5 exons. The coding region runs from base 1 to 576 and encodes 191 amino acids.
AUGGAUCGUUGGCAGAAUAAAGUAGCUGUGGUGACCGGAGCAUGUUCCGGAAUUGGUCAAGCUGUGGCCAAAGAUCUCUUGAAGGCUGGAAUGAAAGUUAUUGGUUUAGACAUUAAAGCAAAUAAAAAUGAGCAAUGUACUAUUGGUGAGUUCUAUCUAAAAGCUUGUGAUAUUUCUAAAGAAGAUGAGGUAAUUGAGUCAUUCAAAUGGCUUAGAGAAACUUUUGGUGGCGUUGAUGUUUUAGUGAAUUGUGCUGGAAUAGUCAGAAAAAAUAUGUUAACAAAUCCUGGAAAUGCAGAAGACUUGCGAAAAGUCUUAGACAUCAAUGUAUUAGGACUAUGCUUCUGCACCAGAGAAGCUUUUAAUUCUAUGAAAGAGCGCGACGUUGCUGGUCACAUAAUUCAUAUCAACAGUUUAUAUGGACAUUCGAUUUCUGCUAAUCAUAAUACACCACCUACAAUGAAUAUGUAUCCAGCAUCAAAAUACUGUGUUACUGCUUUAACUGAAUUACUUCGACAAGAAAUGAUGUAUCUUCAAAGCAAGACAAAAGUCACGCCGAUGUUAAAUAAUUUUUAA